Pelmatolapia mariae (spotted tilapia) is the source of this 2809-nucleotide messenger RNA. It is a transcript of the gene mgat2, whose product is annotated as alpha-1,6-mannosyl-glycoprotein 2-beta-N-acetylglucosaminyltransferase. The record is from RefSeq and is a predicted model, not a curated record. Gene Ontology annotation, biological process: oligosaccharide biosynthetic process; protein N-linked glycosylation. Bases 390 to 1793 code for a protein of 467 amino acids. Gene Ontology annotation, molecular function: alpha-1,6-mannosylglycoprotein 2-beta-N-acetylglucosaminyltransferase activity. The transcript is spliced from 2 exons. NCBI's taxonomy places the organism in Eukaryota, Metazoa, Chordata, Actinopteri, Cichliformes, Cichlidae. Gene Ontology annotation, cellular component: Golgi membrane; Golgi stack.
GACAGGCAGUGUUUUCACACAGCUAGUCGACAGUUGCGUUUGCCGUGCAUUUUGCAGAACGGUAUGGAGGAGAAUGGGAAGCCACCGUACUGACUCUUCACAGUGAAAGCUCCGCACGGAUUCUGCGGUUUUAGGUGGUGCACGCACACUGCCACUCUGCUGCCUCUCAGAAACCGUCAUGCCUUAUGGAAUAUUCAUUCAGCACCAGUGACAUUCCAUUGGGAUCCAUGUUUACAACAACAGUUAAUUUUGCCAACACUUAGCCUCAUAGCAUAGCUUUCUUUUUAAAUCGCUCCUGUUCCCAGUGCAAAGCGUAAGCCCCCCAUACAGCUGCAGCUUGAGUCCCGAUUAUCAACUUCUCUCCCUUUACAAGAGGAUAACCCUCUAUCAUGAGAUUCCGAAUCUACAAGAGGAAGGUGGUGUUACUGACUCUGGUGGUUGUCAUAUGUGGCCUGGCUUUCUGGAGCAGUGGAAGGCAGAAGAAGAACGACAGUGGAUCGUUACCCAGGGAAGUGGAGGCGGUGCGGAGGAGCAACAUUAUUAGCAGCAGCAGCAGUAAUAGCGUCAACAGUCAUAACCAGGAACAAGCAACGCCAGCGGUCAGUCGGGCACCUGUCCCAGCACCUGUUAUACAAGCAAAUGACACACACCAAGAAAAGGACAAACCCAAAAUAUCCAAGCCAGAUGUGGAUAAUACCACUUUAGUCUACCGUGGCAUUGUCUUCCAGCUAAACUUUGAUCAGACGAUAAGAAAUGAAGAGAAAUUUAAGACGACUCGAAAGAAGGACGAUUUGGUUGUAGUAGUUCAGGUCCAUAACCGACCAGACUAUCUAAAGCUAUUGGUAGACAGUUUACGAAAGGCCAGAGGUGUGGAUAGCAUACUGCUGAUAUUCAGCCAUGACUACUGGUCCCCUGAGAUUAACAAAGUGGUUGCCUCUGUUGACUUCUGCCAAGUCCUCCAGAUUUUCUUCCCCUUCAGCAUCCAGCUGUACCCACAGGAGUUCCCUGGAAAUGACCCCAGGGACUGCCCCAGAGACAUCCCCAAAAAAGACGCCUUAAAACUGGGUUGCAUUAACGCAGAGUACCCUGACUCGUUUGGACACUACCGGGAGGCCAAGUUUUCCCAGACCAAGCACCACUGGUGGUGGAAGCUUCACUUUGUAUGGGACAGAGUUCGAGUUCUCAAAGACCAUAAGGGUCUCGUUCUCCUGAUCGAAGAGGACCACUACUUGUCUCCGGACUUUAUCCAUCUCUUAAAGCAAAUGACUGCUCUGAAAAGGGAGCAGUGCACAGACUGCGAUAUCCUCUCACUGGGGAGCUACAGCCACAUCGGCUACUCCAGCAAAGCAAAUAAAGUGGAGGUGAAAGCCUGGAAGUCCACCGAGCACAACAUGGGGAUGGCUCUGAGUAGAGAGACGUACCAGAAACUCAUCCAAUGCACCGACACUUUUUGCACCUAUGAUGACUACAACUGGGAUUGGUCUUUACAACACUUGACUGUGUCAUGCCUGCCCUCCUACUGGAAGGUCAUGGUGAGCGAGGCACCACGGAUUUUCCAUGCCGGAGACUGCGGCAUGCACCACAAGAAGGCUUCUUGCAUGCCCAUUAACCAGAAAACCAAGAUAGAAAACAUCCUACAGAGCAGUGGGAACCAGCUGUUCCCAAAAAACCUCCUGAUCACAAAGAGACUGCCAGCCAACGGGGCAGGAGGAGUGGCCCCACAUGUGAAAAAUGGGGGCUGGGGAGACAUCAGGGAUCAUGAACUCUGCAAGAGCUAUGUUCGAUUACAGUGACCUUAAUUGCUACUAUUAUAUAUUAUUGUCUCUUUUGCAUCCUAUAUAAAGAAAAAGUAAAUCUUUAUGGACUAUUCUUAAUAUUGCCUGUUUUAUUGGCUUGUUCCAAAUAAAGACGAAUGUUGGAUUUUUGGCUUCUUUAACACAAAUAUGUCUUUACAUUGAAUUAUUUAAGUAAUUCCUAACAAGUCUGCAAUGUUUUGUAUCAUUGAUAUACUAAACAAUAUAUAUUGCUGUGUUUUCUAUAAGAUUUUAAGAUUAUUAUUAUAUGCAUCAUUUGAUAUUCAAAGUCUAAAAACAUACUGAUAGGAAACAAAUUAAAGGUAAUGCCAACAUAACUUAAGCUGCUGGUUUCCACUGACCUGUUGCCAUUGCUCAGUCUGCACACAUACACUGGAAAAAAGGUCUGAACAUUGUCUAAAGGUUGCCGUGAGUUUCUUAUGACAGAAAGAACCACAAAUUUUUCCUACGCAGCUUAUAGGUCCGUUUACAAAAUGCACCAAAGCGAAACUAAGACCAGCACUACCCUGUGCUCCUUUUCCACGGAUCAAUGGCCAGUUUCUAACUCAUAGAAGUCUGUUGCUAGUGCCAAAAAGUUGGAACUGGUGUCAGUGGGUAUGGAAGGAGCUAUCACAAGAAAUAUACCAGUGAUUGGACUGGAAGGCAGCCCACGGAUUCUAUCCGCCCGAAUUUUCCAUCCAAGGAAAUGAUCCUAACAUCUUAUAGUACACACUAAGAAAUGAUAAGUUCAAACCUAUGAAAAUCUGGCCUACAAAAGGCACCAAGGCAGAACUGGGUCCAAAUUAACAGUAGCUUAAAAAUGUCUGAAAUCUGGCUUAGGAAUUUGAGUUGAAGCCUGGUGACUGCCCACCGUUAUCUCUCUGGUCAAAAAUUUUUUGUCAAACCCUAAAUACUCUGAAGAAACCCUAACUUCUCACAUCCUGUGCUUUUGACCACUCAAUUUCUGCUCAUCAGGGUGGAAAUGUUUGUGGAAUAAAGGUGAUUGCUCAGAACAA